Messenger RNA from Oldenlandia corymbosa var. corymbosa, 1020 nucleotides. The record is from the annotation of a GenBank genome assembly. NCBI's taxonomy places the organism in Eukaryota, Viridiplantae, Streptophyta, Magnoliopsida, Gentianales, Rubiaceae.
CAUUAUUACUAUUUUACUAUCAAUAAGCAUAUAUAUUGAUAUGCUACCUACUCGAAAUAUUUUUGGUAUAAGGGAGCAGACAGGUAAAUUUAUGCUCCGAUAGUUCCAUAUGUUCCUCUUCCGAUGUUAUCUUAAUAACUGAUGAUCAUUAAGUUCCAUUCGUCUUUCUCUACAUAUUUGUCUUUCUUCCAAAAUCUGAUCAUCCGGGUUGGACUGGCAGCUAUGGAAUGGGAAUGGCUAAAAGAGUUUGGUAAGAGUAUGAUCAAACCGUUGCUUGGACUCUCUGUAUUGGCAAUAGGCUUGGUAAUGUCCUACUUUCAGAAGUUGGGAUUGGUUCGAGAAACCGCAUGUUCGAUCCUCAGGGCUUCUGUUCAGUUGUUACUCAUUGGGUUUGUGCUUCACUACUUAUUCAAUCUCCAUACUAAGGUCUGGAUGCUGGGUGUUUAUCUUUUCAUGACUUGUGUUGCGGGUUACACUGCCGGACAGCGAGCCGAGCAUGUGCCCCGCGGAAAGUAUGUGGCGGGAAUUUCAAUCUUUGCCGGAACUUCUGUGACACUCUUUGUUUUGAUUAUGUUGAGAACUAUCCCUUUCACUGCAAGGUAUGUCAUCCCCAUUGCCGGACUGAUGGUCGGAAAUACAAUGAGGGUUACCGGUAUUACAAUGAAAAGACUCCGGGAUGACAUCCGGAUGCAGAAAGCAUUAGUGGAAACAGCAUUAGCACUUGGGGCUACACCCCGUGAGGCGACAUUGCAACUGGUAAAAAGGUCAUUGAUCAUUGCCCUUUGUCCGACGCUAGACAAUGCCAAGACCAUUGGCCUCGUAUCACUUCCGGGGGCCAUGUCUGGCCUAAUACUCGGAGGUGCUUCGCCUUUGGAGGCGAUUCGGAUCCAACUAGUGAUCAUGAACAUGGUUAUCGGGUCUGGUACAGUCAGCAGUAUCGUGUCGACUCAUCUAAGUAGAUCGUCUUUCUUUACUGAAGCUUAUCAGCUGCAGACCACCGUUUUCAAUGUAUCAGAUUGA